AUGAUAAGAAAAUAAUUUAACCCAAACAGUUGUAAUUAAGGUGGCAAAUAAUAAAUUGAUACCCUACAAGAGAAGCAUAUUAUAGCACUCAUCAACUCUAAACCUCAAGUGCUAAUUAAACCACCUCAUCCCCAUGUUGAUGCAAACAAACCUCACUCCCUCAAAGAUAAACAAGAUUUUACAGAAAUCAAUGAAACAUACCGUCGUGUGUAGGCGUUGAAAGCAGGUUAUUCUGAUAACAAAAUGCCCAAAACUUUCAUGAUGAAAGAGUCAUUGAAGAGGAAAAAUAAAGUUUCCCAAUUUAUACAAGAAUAAAAUCAUUGCAAUAACAUCAAGGCUUUGGAAAAUAAUAUUUAAGAGAUCUCCACAAGAACUCAAAAAAAUAUAUAGAGAAUCAAAUCUAAUUCAAAAAUGCACAGUGUAGCCUCAUCCAUUAAGGACAAUUCGAGGAUCAGCAAGAGAGAAUGGGAAGAGAAGUCCUCUCAUCCUUUGGAAUAUGAAUGGAACGAAAAAAAGACCAGAAUCAGCUUUUAAGGGGACACAGUUUUAUCCAAUGUUUUUUCGUUUGAUCAGAGUCUCUAAAAAUAAUAAACUAACUCCAAAAGGAAUUAAAAGGAUGUGCCUUUAGACUAUGCUGAUAUCCAAUUGAAUGAAGAUAUGAAGGAUGAAGAUUUUUUCAUCUAAACUGAUGCUCAACCACUCCAGAAUGAAAAUGCCAUCUAGUCAUCCUACUCUGCUAUAGUAGACAAAAAAACGAAAUCCACAACCAAUGUAGUCAUUCCUUUAGUGAGACCAAAUGAAAAGAUGAAUGACGUUAAACGCAAAAUUUAUUAAACUUUGAUGGAAUAUAAACUAUUUUAAAGGGAUUAAGUUUAUUAAAUAGGAUUGGCAUAUGUCAACAAAAAUUAAUGGCUUGAUGAAAAUGAAAUUCUCUUGGAGUGCAACAGGAUAUCUAAAGAAUUGUAUGGAGUUGAAUGA
Messenger RNA from Paramecium tetraurelia, 978 nucleotides. RefSeq lists its product as uncharacterized. The transcript is spliced from 6 exons. Lineage: Eukaryota; Ciliophora; Oligohymenophorea; Peniculida; Parameciidae. The record is from RefSeq and is a predicted model, not a curated record.